This is a messenger RNA of Scaptodrosophila lebanonensis, 2852 nucleotides long. It is a transcript of the gene Cipc, whose product is annotated as homeobox protein 2. The record is from RefSeq and is a predicted model, not a curated record. Lineage: Eukaryota; Metazoa; Arthropoda; Insecta; Diptera; Drosophilidae. The coding region runs from base 706 to 1656 and encodes 316 amino acids. The transcript has 3 exons.
AUACAUACAUACAAGUACUACUAUAUGUACGUGUAAGAGGCCGGAGCAACAAUUUAAUUUCGUAUUUUCGUACAUCGGUUUUGCACGUUGAUUUGGAGAGCUCGUGCGGGUUAGUGUGUGUGUGUGUACGUGUAUAGCUCGUGCGGACUGUUGUUGUUGUUGUAGUUAAACGAAAGCGAAAGUUUUUGUUUGCGCGCGUGUUGGUAACAGCCUCGCAGUCGCAGUCAGAGUCUCAGUCGCCGUGACCGUCGUCGUCAUAGACAAUCCUUGUCUAUGAUUGCUGCCCGCUGAUUGUAAACACGCAUACAUACAAAAACAGACAAAAUAAACACUCACGGAGGUACGCCAGCGCCUGUCUACAACCUACUACCUACUAGAAGAGAUUAAAAGCGUGUGAAAACAACAAAAAUGCUCAUUAGUUUCAAUGAGCGUGCAAUAAAUUAAGUAAACGUGUUUCUGUUGCCAUUAUCGCUGGUGCUGGUAGUGGUAGUGGUAUUGUUGCCCCAAUUGUGCACAUGUGAGUGUGUUAGUGUGUCCAAACUUGAAGUGAAAAAAAACAGGCAGUUCCUGGAAUUAAAUACUCACAUACAAUCGUAUGUUUAAAGCCAAACAGCUGUUAGUCACAUACAUACCUAAGCUAAUUUUGAAAUAACAUUCCUGCGGCACUUCCUGGAAGCAAAUCAAACCAGCAAACAAACGGUUGCAAUGACGCCCACUAUAUGCUCGGAGAAAAAACAGUUGCGAGCCUCGAGCAUGAAAGACACAAGACGACUUCACGGCGUUGCCACCGCGGUAACGGGAUCGGCAGCCGCCGCAGCAGCCAACAAUGCAGUCACACAAUCGAGCAUCGUGCUGAGCUAUGUUGCGAAAGGUUCAAUGAACUCGACUAGAGCGAAACAACGUUUGCAUGACCAGAGGCGCAGUGAAAGACUGCAACGCAGACUGCCACAAAUCUCAGACAAUGCCAUGUCCUCGUCGUCGCAUGUGGAGGAGGAAGAGCGAGAAGAAUUGCAGGCAUCAGCGACGACAACGUCGGCGGCGGCCACAGGGCUAAUACAUAACAAAGAGGCUAAAUAUCCGCGUAUGGAAAUCGAUGAUGAGCAGGAGCAGGAGCAGGACCGGGAGCGGGAGCGAGAACGAGAGCAAACGGAUAGUGUUGAAGAAGUCGGCAGGAGCUCUAGCUCGCUCGCUUUGGUGCCCAUACAUUCCAGCAGCGAAAAUCGUUUGCUUACAAAAACAGUAUUACAGCCGACAAUGGCCAACAACUACACCAACAACAAUAACAACAGCAACAACAGCAACAACAGCAACAACAGCAACUACAGCAACAACAGCAACAUAUUUAAUAACAAACAAACAGCCAAGAACUGUGAUGUGAAUGGCGGAGACGAUGAUGAUAGUGGCUAUGAUUAUGCUGGCAAAUCUGUUGAGCAUUAUCAGUCGCACAACCAGGGUCUGCUCUCAAUUGCAAUCAAGACCAUUAAACUGGUGCAGCGUAACAAAUUGUUGCAGAAGCGUUUGGCGCAACUGCAGCUGGAGACAUCGGUGUUUAUAGCAUCGGUGCUAGCCAAUCCCGAGAAUCGUCAUUUCCGCGAGAAAAUCACAGCCAAAACGGAGACGGCCAGCAAGGUGAGCAACAUGUUGCUGCGCCAUUGAGCAUUCAACGGCAACAUGUUGCUGGCUGCUGUUGCUGCCAAAAGCACAAAACGACAAGGAAGCUUUUGCAUACUUUUAGGCUGAUGCCCUCUAGUGCUACCAAACUCUUAUUUAAUGCGGCCAAAAUUAUGCAACAAAAUGGCACUUACACUAUGCAACUCAUUUCAUACGCUGAGACAUUACUCGCAGUAUUUAUUUCGGUAGCGAGUUUGGUCCCCAGGCACGUAACAAACCACAGAUUUUUAGCUUAACAUUAAUAUUUAUUUGAUGCAUUUUGAAAAUGUUUUCUAUUUGUUGUAUGAAAUUGUCCAUUAUUUACACGUUACUACCACUGGGUCCCACCGAUCGAACUAAACAGCACUAAUUUGUUUCACUUGCCGUUUUUACACGCGUUCCAAAGCAUAUUCAGAAAAAAGUUUUGAUUAAAUGUCUGCAUAGUGUAAGCGGUCGUCUAUGUUUUGAGCAAAAAAUUGUACUGAUUUUCUAUUAAAUUAAAAGUUUAACAUAUUUUUAUUAUACAUUGCAUACAUAUUAACAUUUUUAAAAUACUUAUAUAAAUGAAAAACAGAUUUAGCAACGUUUUUCAACUCUUUACGAUUGAAAAGGAUACUGCUUGUUUUCUGUUGAGAAAAACGCUAGACAGAUAUGUACAAGUAGUAAGAAUUUAGCUAUGUAUUUAAUGUUUAUGUUUAACAUUUUACAUCAAACAAUGCUUAUCUACUGAAUCAACAAUCAGGCGAAAUCAUAUUAAACUACGACGCUUUCGGCUUAUACAAUAAAAAUAUUUAAACCAAUGAGGGGAAAAAGCAAACAUUUUUAUCAGAACUUUAAUAAUUCAUGGAAAUGCAAAGCAAUUUGGGAAAUAGCUUGGCAAGCCGCUAUACGUAAUUAUAUUAAUUCCAAAAAUAAUUGAAAUUUUAUAUCUUACUAUUGGUAUACAAACAUAUUAUAAACAUUUAGAUAAAUAAAAAUCAUAUAAGCAUAUAAGCUUCUGUAACGAAUCAAAGCUAAACCAAAACAUAUAAAUUGUCUAAGCCACUUGUUCCAAUUCUAACUAAAUCGAUAGCUACAAAUAAAUAUGUAGGAUAAAUCGAAAUUCGAAACACUAUAUACAUUUCAUUUAAUUUUUCUAUCUAUUUAAAUGCUACAUAUAUUAAUAUUGUGUAAAGUAUUUUUAAUGUUAGUAAACAAAAAGC